Perca fluviatilis (European perch) is the source of this 508-nucleotide messenger RNA. RefSeq names its product putative protein TPRXL. The record is from RefSeq and is a predicted model, not a curated record. NCBI's taxonomy places the organism in Eukaryota, Metazoa, Chordata, Actinopteri, Perciformes, Percidae.
CUCCCUGCUAGGGCCUGGCUCGCGGCUCGUUGCAGUAUUUUGGGAUGUUUUACACAGGGCAGGACAAAGACACGUUACCAGGCGGGAGCCCAGUCUGAACAGAUGUUGCUGCACCGGGAAAACAAGGAGAAGCUCCAUUACUGCUGCAGGAAAAGGACGACUCCGAGACGAUAUGGCUGAAGAUGUCCGUGGACUCUAAUUGUGUUUUGCUGUCAUCACGAGACUCCAGGACGUCCUGCCUCUUCCCAAACGAAGACGAGAAAGAUGAUGUCCCAGGAGAGGAGAGUGUUCUGGAGAUGCUGAGCUACUCCAAGUUCUCAGACCUGGAGACAUGGCUGUGCAUGCCGUCCUCGCUGCUGCUGUCCCGGGCCCUGGACUCCACCCGCACCUCCUCCUCCUCUUCCUCACAUUCAUCCAACCACUCCUCCUCUUCCUCCUCCUCUUCCCCGGCUUCAGACUCCCGGCGCUCCACCUGCAGCGACCCGGGACACGCCGGCACACCGCUCCG